Messenger RNA from Angiostrongylus costaricensis, 1065 nucleotides. The record is from the annotation of a GenBank genome assembly. NCBI's taxonomy places the organism in Eukaryota, Metazoa, Nematoda, Chromadorea, Rhabditida, Metastrongylidae.
AUGGUGGGUCACUUCGAAGCUGAGCUAUGCCAGGUGCUCAUUGAAGAGCAUUUUGGAAAGGCAGUGGCGCUCGUAGUUUCGACUCUACUACGCGAACCUGGACCACUAUCAGCAAUUAAGCUUCGCCUACGGGGACAAGUGAAGUUCAACACGGUCAAAGACAAAUUUUGCCGGUUGAGCGAAUCUCAUUUCAUUGCUAGAUGUCCUCCCGUAGUUUCGUCGUUAAAAGGAUGUCCACAAUUUGAGACGAGUUAUGAUCCGUACAUUAUGCCAGAUUUCUUAUCAUUAGCAUCCAUUUUAUAUUUUUCAACAAAAUGUUUUGAAGAGACAACAGGUGGUUCCCGUAAACGCAAAGCAGAGUCACUGGAUGGCGAUGAAGGUAUUUACUGGCGCAUCAACUGGCAACGUUUUGAUAGUUAUAUACGGGACGAAGUUACCCUUGAAUUGUUGGUACCAAAGUUGUUUGACAUGAUGCGAGCUGUCAAGGAAAAUGAACUUGGAAUAGAAAAGUCAGAUUUGGAGAAAACGCUGAAGAUUCUGGCAGAAGAGUCUCAUGGAGUGGUUCGAAAAUCUGGGGAAAGUGGCGGCGGGUUAUACAUCAUAGAUUUCGAAGCGGCUAUUGAACAGAUCUGUCAAUUUCAUAUUGAAUCUCUUAUUCGUGAGCAGUUAGAGUAUAGAGCAGUUCGAAUCUUUCGUCUUCUCCAACAGAAAGGUCAUUUGGAAGAGGACCAAAUUGAAAAGCUAACAAUGAUAAGUGGAAAGGAGACACGUGAGCUAUUGUAUGCUAUGCUGGAGGAGGGCUACGUUUAUACGAAGCCAAUUGGUCGUACGAAUGACUUCGCUCCUUCAAGGACAUUUGUACUGUAUCAUGUUGACUUACCACAAACGGUGCGAAGUCUUAUAGAGUAUACGUGUAAGGUAGAGAUGUACUUGUCAGCAGCUGAUCGGUUGGCGCUGGAGAAGUAUCGCCGCGCACAAACAGUUUUAAAUGCAGCGGAGACCGAAUGCGAACGUGGACUGUUCGCUUUUCGGCUGUUUGUUGAGUUUUCAAGACGGAAAUGUUAA